AUGGCUGCCACUAAAGUUUUCGCCAGAUACGUCUACGACUCCAGAGGAAACCCAACCGUCGAAGUCGAUUUGACCACCUCCAAGGGAUUAUUCAGAGCCAUUGUGCCAUCUGGUGCUUCCACCGGUAUUCACGAAGCCUUGGAAUUGAGAGAUGGUGACAAGUCCAAAUGGUUAGGAAAAGGUGUUUUGAAGGCCGUGGCCAAUGUCAACGACAUCAUUGCCCCAAAGUUUGUCGAAGCUAAACUCGACAUCACCAACCAAGAAAAGGUGGACGAAUUUUUGAUCUCCUUGGACGGUACCCCAAACAAGAGCAAGUUGGGGGCCAACGCUAUCUUGGGAGUUUCUUUGGCUGCCGCUAAGGCCGGUGCUGCCGAAAAGGACGUUCCAUUGUACAAGCACUUGGCCGACCUCGCUGGUUCCAAACAAGACAAGUACGUUUUGCCAGUUCCUUUCCAAAACGUCUUGAACGGAGGUUCUCACGCUGGUGGUUCUUUGGCUUUCCAAGAGUUCAUGAUUGUACCAACCGACGCCCCAACCUUCUCCGAAGGUUUGAGAAUCGGUACCGAAGUGUACCACAACUUGAAGUCGUUGGCCAAGAAGCAAUACGGACCUUCUGCCGGUAACGUUGGUGAUGAAGGUGGUGUUGCCCCUGCUAUUUCCACUCCAAAGGAAGCCUUGGACUUGAUCACUGAUGCCAUUGAACAAGCUGGUUACAAGGGCCAAAUCGGUAUUGCCUUGGACGUGGCUUCAUCCGAAUUCUACAAGGAUGGAUUCUACGACUUGGACUUCAAGAACCCUGAUUCUGACAAGUCCAAGUGGUUGAGUGGUGAACAAUUAGCUGACUUAUACGAACAAUUGAUCAAGGACUACCCAAUUGUGUCCAUUGAAGAUCCAUUUGCCGAAGAUGACUGGGAUGCCUGGACUCACUUUUUCAAGAAGGUUGGUGGAAAGGUGCAAAUUGUGGGUGAUGACUUGACUGUCACCAACCCUACCAGAAUCAAGACUGCCAUUGAUACCAAGGCUGCCGAUGCCUUGUUGUUGAAGGUUAACCAAAUUGGUACUUUGACCGAGUCCAUUAAGGCUGCCAACGACUCUUAUGCUGCUGGUUGGGGUGUCAUGGUUUCUCACAGAAGUGGUGAAACCGAAGACACCACCAUUGCCGAUUUGGCUGUUGGUUUGAGAGCUGGACAAAUCAAGACCGGUGCUCCAGCCAGAUCCGAAAGAUUGGCCAAGUUGAACCAAAUCUUGAGAAUCGAAGAAGAGUUGGGAGACAAGGCUGUUUACGCUGGUAAGAACUUCCACGUUUCCUCUACUUUGUAA
Yamadazyma tenuis ATCC 10573 is the source of this 1320-nucleotide messenger RNA. It is a transcript of the gene ENO1, whose product is annotated as phosphopyruvate hydratase. Gene Ontology annotation, biological process: glycolytic process. Gene Ontology annotation, molecular function: phosphopyruvate hydratase activity; magnesium ion binding. The record is from RefSeq and is a predicted model, not a curated record. Lineage: Eukaryota; Fungi; Ascomycota; Pichiomycetes; Serinales; Debaryomycetaceae. Gene Ontology annotation, cellular component: phosphopyruvate hydratase complex.